Physella acuta is the source of this 2889-nucleotide messenger RNA. RefSeq names its product casein kinase I. Gene Ontology annotation, biological process: protein phosphorylation. The record is from RefSeq and is a predicted model, not a curated record. Lineage: Eukaryota; Metazoa; Mollusca; Gastropoda; Physidae. Gene Ontology annotation, molecular function: ATP binding; protein kinase activity.
UUAGCGCCUGCGUAGAUAUCGUCUCGAGCAACCAAAGUAAAUAAUGGCGUCCGGAGUAGGAAAAUAUAGCUGAUAAAAUCAUCAACAUCCGUCCUUCUCUAUUGUCCAUAUACACAAUUAAUGAUAUUUUAAGUGAUACUGUUCAUCUUCCGACCCAAGGAGGGGGUUAUUGGGAAGGCCUUAUCAUUAGAGGAAGAUGGAGUUAAGAGUUGGAAAUAAAUACAGGCUUGGCAGGAAGAUUGGUAGUGGGUCUUUUGGAGAUAUAUACCUGGGAACGGAUAUAUCAAAUGGAGAGGAAGUGGCCAUAAAGCUAGAAUGUGUUAAAACUAAGCACCCGCAGCUACACAUUGAAAGUAAAAUUUAUCGAAUGAUGCAGGGAGGUGUGGGAAUUCCAACAAUCAAAUGGUGCGGAGCAGAGGGUGACUACAAUGUUAUGGUCAUGGAGCUUCUUGGCCCUAGCCUUGAGGACCUAUUCAACUUCUGCUCACGAAAAUUUAGCCUUAAAACAGUCCUGUUACUGGCAGAUCAGCUGAUCAGCAGAAUAGAAUACAUACAUUCGAAAAAUUUCAUACAUCGGGAUGUUAAACCUGACAAUUUCCUAAUGGGCCUUGGUAAAAAAGGAAACCUAGUGUACAUUAUUGACUUUGGUCUAGCAAAAAAAUAUCGUGAUGCAAGAACACAUCAACAUAUACCAUACAGAGAGAAUAAAAAUCUCACCGGAACUGCUCGAUAUGCCAGUAUCAACACUCACUUAGGCAUUGAACAAAGUCGAAGAGAUGAUAUGGAGUCUUUGGGCUAUGUCUUCAUGUACUUCUUGCGUGGAAGUUUACCAUGGCAAGGUCUUAAGGCAGCAACUAAACGUCAGAAAUAUGAACGUAUCAGUGAAAAGAAAAUGUCAACCCCAAUUGAGGAAUUGUGUAAAACUUUUCCAUCUGAGUUCGCCACUUAUCUAAAUUUUUGUCGUUCAUUGCGAUUUGAUGACAAACCUGAUUAUUCCUACCUAAGACAGCUAUUCAGAAAUUUAUUCCACCGGCAAGGCUUUACAUAUGAUUAUGUUUUUGACUGGAAUAUGCUCAAAUUUGGUGGUAGGGGCACAGAAGAAUUAGAGAGAGAUCGCAAGAUGCAUAGCUCCACAGCUAGGGCACUGCCUGUCACUGCAUUGCCUAGACGCACAGACCAAAUGGCAGUUCAGCCAGGACCAAACUCAGGGGACUUCAACAAUGCUUCACCCAGACCAAUAUCCAGAGAAAGAGAACGCCGCACCAGCACCAGACUUCAUCGAGGUAUUCCUACAAGUACAGAGAUGCAGAGAGAAGCUUCACGCAUGACCAUGGGUCAAGCUCAGCAAGGCAGCAUAAUAUCAGGUCUUGCUCCAGGUAUAGUUGGUAGACGAGAGAGUGGAUCUAGAGAGGAUGUUCAGCGCUCUGGAUCAUCUAAACACGUAGGUUAUGAUAAAAAAUGAAAGCCUAAUCCACAUCCGCCCUUUUGUGCAUGAAGGAACAACUUAGACUACAGACCUUAAGGAUGGAAGAAUUUCCUGGUUGUAGCAGCUAUGUUUGGUGCUGAAGUGGAGGGACGCCAUACACUUUUUUCAGUAUUUCUUUAGGACUCUUUUUUAAAAAGCAUAAUUGAAAGCAAAAGAUACCAAGAUGGUUAUGUAGUGGGGUCAUUUAGUUCAUGGUGUAUUCACUUACUGCUCCAACAACUUUGUGUUACACCAUUUUUAAUGUCAGCAAUAUACCACCAAGCAAAUGUAAACUUUUCAACUAAUAUAUUUAAUAAUCUAGCAUAAUACCUAGUUGAGAUUAAAGGAAUAUCAGAUACAUUUUUUUUAUAACAUGGGAUAAGUGAAGGAUAAGAAUUGCUGUUUGAAGUGUUUCCUUUGACUUGUACUCUAAAGGGUUUACAGUAUUUUGCUAAAAAGUGAUUUUUUUUCUUGUGAUUAAUUUCUGCACACUUAAUUUUCUUUGCCAUGUUAGAUAUCUUAGCUGGCUUUACUAUGGUGGCUGUGUGUAUGUGUGCCCAUCAUCUCCCCCCUCCCUAGGCUGCUGUCCCAAUAUGCUCAGCUUGCACUAAUUGUUCUGGUCUCUUCAACUGUUUGCAAACCUCAUCAUUCAAUUCUUUUCCUCAUCAAGAGCUAGUGUACAAACUGUAACAUAAGAGUGAAAGCUUAUCAACAUUUUUCCCUACUUGUAAAUAUUUUUUGGAGUGAUCUGUAUACCAGAGUGGAUGAAUCUAUAUUUUUUUUAUUUGUUCUAUUGAUGCUUGCUUCUAUGCUACAGUAAUGAAUGUUUCUAUGUAGUUUAAAAAAAUAUAUUUUUAUUGUCUUUCUGUUGUCACAGGUUUGCUAGUUCUUGGUGCAUGCUCUCUGUAGCUUUACAACAGUAGAUAUGGGAAUGAAAGAAGCAGUUAUCAUUGGCAUACUUUAUUACAACCUUUUCACAAAUAUUGUCCAUGGAAAUAAGAAUUACAUUGAUAUGUUUAUAUAUAUAAUUUCAUUGUUUACCUUGAUUUCAACAUGCAGUAUAUGUGACUGAACAAUUCUGAUAUAAUGUAACAAAUACUAAGCUUUAAAAAGCUGAACAAGUCUAGUUGAUAUGAUUGUUUGGGACCAAUUAUUGCUUGAAUCAAAUAUAUGACUAAUCAACAAAUUGUAUGUAAUACUUGUAUGUUUAUCUCAAAACGGACUAUGAUAGAUGUGGUUUUUCUUGUGUGUCAGGCCUAAUGAAAACUAUCCGUUUCUAAAAUAGCUACAUCACUACUUAGAUAGCAGAGAGAGCUGUGAUCAGCUUCCUAAUUGUAUAUAACUUGUCUGGUGCAUGCAGCUAUUUUUGUCACAUUAUGGAUAACAUAGAUGUUUUUGGGGAACAAUAAAUUCUUGAUUACUUA